AUGUCAUUGAAGGGAAAGACUCUUUUUAUUACUGGAGCGUCCAGGGGUAUCGGACUGGCCAUUGCUUUGAGAGCUGCCAAGGAUGGUGCCAACAUUGCCAUUGCUGCCAAAACUGCCGAUCCCAAUCCCAAGCUUCCAGGAACAAUUUACUCUGCUGCUGCAGAGAUUGAAAGAGCUGGCGGCAAGGCUCUACCAAUUGUAUGUGAUAUUCGAUUUGAAGACCAAAUCGAAUCAGCCAUUGCCAAGACUGUCGAGCAAAUUGAUAUUGUCAUCAACAAUGCAUCUGCUAUCAGUCUGACAAACACUACUGAUACUUCAGUCAAAAAAUUCGAUCUCAUGAAUCAGGUCAAUGGAAGAGGUACAUGGAUCACUUCUAAACUUGCUUUGCCAUAUUUAAGACAAUCAGCAAAAAAAGGACGCAAUCCGCACAUUCUUGUCCUUGCUCCUCCGCCAGAUCUACGACAAAUGUGGUUCGAAGCCAAUGUUGCUUACACCAUGGCCAAAUAUGCCAUGAGUUUGUGUGUUAUCGGACUUUCUGGAGAGCUUGAGCAAGAUGGCAUCGCUGUGAAUGCGCUUUGGCCCAUGACUUCUGUUGAAACAUCUGCCAUGGCAAACGUUAUAGAUCCAAGCAAACUGUCAAAGAGUCGAGCAACCGAUAUAGUGUCAGAUGCAGCAUACGUUGUUCUUAAUCAACCCAGCACAUUAUUCACUGGACACUUUGUUAUUGACGAGGUUAUACUAAGACACCAGGGCGUAACUGAUUUUUCAAAGUACAAGAUAGAUCCAAACUGUCUUGAAAAAGAUCUGACGCCAGACUUUUUUCUUCCUCCUCAGCCUUAUAAUAUGCCUCCUCCCCCACUUCAAGUGCUCAAGGCUAAAUUGUAA
This is a messenger RNA of Batrachochytrium dendrobatidis JAM81, 885 nucleotides long. RefSeq lists its product as uncharacterized. Bases 1 to 885 code for a protein of 294 amino acids. NCBI's taxonomy places the organism in Eukaryota, Fungi, Chytridiomycota, Chytridiomycetes, Rhizophydiales. Gene Ontology annotation, cellular component: mitochondrion. The transcript is spliced from 8 exons. The record is from RefSeq and is a predicted model, not a curated record.